Messenger RNA from Antechinus flavipes (yellow-footed antechinus), 2305 nucleotides. It is a transcript of the gene CAPN6, whose product is annotated as calpain 6. Lineage: Eukaryota; Metazoa; Chordata; Mammalia; Dasyuromorphia; Dasyuridae. The transcript has 13 exons. Gene Ontology annotation, molecular function: calcium-dependent cysteine-type endopeptidase activity. The coding region runs from base 281 to 2215 and encodes 644 amino acids. Gene Ontology annotation, cellular component: cytoplasm. Gene Ontology annotation, biological process: proteolysis. The record is from RefSeq and is a predicted model, not a curated record.
GCCCUGCCCCCAGCCAGGGGGGCAUCCCAGUUGGCGCAGCGUCAAGAAUGCGGGAGGCAGGGACACGGGAACACGGGAACGCCUUCCCCCUCUCCCUUAUGACUCAAGAUCAAUUCCUGGCGGCCUGAGCUGGACGAGGGUUCCCGACACUGCGGAGCGGCCCUUGCUACCCCCGCGCACUCGGCGACUUCGCGGUGCAGUCUCUGCCCCGCCUGGGAGAGUUCGCUGGGACGAGGACGGCGUGGACCCGAGGUCUCCCGACCAGUUGGAAAUCGCCAUCAUGUUUGCUGUGGUGAAGCCUUUCAAAGGUCAGAAGUACCACGACCUCAAGCAGGAGUGCCUCAGAGAGCGCCGGCUCUUCGAGGACCCAGAGUUUCACGCCGGGAACGAGUCCCUCUUCUUCAGCCGCCGCCUGCCGGGCCCAGUAGAGUGGAAGCGUCCUAAGGAUAUCUGUGACAACCCUCACCUGUUUGUGGGUGGGAUCAGCUCCCACGAUCUCCAUCAAGGGAAGCUUGGGAAUUGCUGGUUCGUUGCAGCCUGUUCCUGUCUGGCCCUCCAAGAAUGUCUCUGGAAAAAGGUGAUCCCCGAGGCAAAGAAGCAGGAUUGGGACUCCCGGAAACCGGAGAAAUAUGCCGGAAUAUUCCACUUCCGCUUCUGGAAUUUUGGCGACUGGACUGACGUGGUGAUUGAUGACCGCCUGCCCACCAUCAAUGGGGAGCUGAUUUUCUGCCACUCCAACGUGCCCAACGAAUUCUGGAGCGCCCUGCUGGAGAAGGCCUAUGCCAAGCUGGCUGGCUGUUACGAGGCUCUAGAUGGUGGGAACACCGCGGAUGCCAUCACGGACUUCACCGGAGCCGUGUCCGAAUCCAUCGACCUGAGGAAAGGCAAUUACGGCAAGGUCCUCCUGGAGCAGGCCAAGCUCUUCGAGGACCUGCUCAAGGCCCACAACAGGGGCGGGCUCAUCAGCUGCUCCAUCCUGCCUGACAUCGCCAAUGAGCGCCUGGGAACCACGGAGCAGGGACUGGUGAAGGGCCACGCCUACUCGGUGACCGACAUCCGCAAGCUGCGUCUCGGGGAACAGCUCCUGGCCUUCUUCAAGGCGGAAAAGCUGUUCAUGAUCCGCAUGAGGAACCCAUGGGGAAGGCGGGAGUGGAACGGGCCCUGGAGUGACAGCUCUGAGGAGUGGCAAAGAGUGAGCGAAGCGGAGAGGAAGAACUUGGGACUCAAUGUGACCGAUGACGGAGAGUUCUGGAUGGCCUUCGGGGACUGGUGCAACAGCUUCACCGACGUGGACAUAUGCCGCAAUCUGAACACCUCCAUCUUCAGCAUACACAAGACCUGGGAGAAGGCCAUGGUGCGAGGGGCGUGGCUCCACGACGAGGACCCCCUGGCCAAUCGGGCUGGUGGCUGCCUCAACAACCGGGCCACCUUCUUGCAGAACCCCCAGUACGUCUUCAACAUCAAUAAGGAAGAGGACAAAGUCCUGAUCUCACUGCAGCAGCGCGACCAGCGCCCUUACCGCAAGGACGGCCGGGGAGACAACUACAUCAUCGGCUUUGAGAUCUUCCGGGUGGAGCUGAAUCGGGAGUACCGGCUCCAUCAGCUGCAGGUCCAGGAGAGGGUGGCGGGCUCCACCUACGUCGACUCCCGCACCGUGUUUCUGAGGACCGUCCUGAAGAAGGGCCGCUACAUCAUCAUCCCCACCCUGUUCCAGCCCGGGGACGUCAGCGAGUUCAUCCUGAGGCUGUUCACCGACGUCCCCUCGGAGCUCAGGGAGCUCAAGCUGGACAAGCCCGAGCCCGGGUGCGCCAGCUUCCUGUGUGGCUAUCCCCAGCGCGUCACCCAGCUGAGCAUCCACAGCGUGGAGGGCUUAAACAGACACGGUGGCUCAAGAAAUGCCAACCUCUACCUCAUCAUCAAGUGUGGGAAGGAAAGAGUCCUGUCGUCUGUGCAGAAGGAGUGCAUGGACGCCGUUUUUGAUACCAAGGUUAUAUUCUACCGCAAGGAUAUCAAGGAUCCCAUCGUGGUCCAGGUCUGGAACAAAAAGCUUCUGUGUGACCGAUUCGUGGGCCAAGUGACCGUAGUAGGUGAGCCAAGUGACUCCCGGGAGCUGCGGACCCUCCAGCUUAGGGACAAGGGUGCUCCAGAUGCCCCACCUGUGACCGGGCAACUCAGCCUCAAAGUGGUGUCCACCGAUGACCUCACGGAGCUCUGAAAGCCAGGCCCCUGCCUCCCUCCGGCACCUUCCCUGGCGGAGUCUGUCUUCUCUGUCGAAGGCGGGGGAGGAAAGAUGGGGAGAAAGGGG